CUGGGGCUGGCUGCAACGUUUGGUCAGGAGCCGUUUAGCCGAAAGCAUCAGGACAGAGUAAAACCCAACAUGAAUCUGAUCAAAGCCGCUCUAUUGAUGAGCGCGUUCGUUGUCUUGUCUAUGGCCCACGAUGCUGAUUCCAGUACCGACAGCUGGGACAAAUGGCUGGAGUGCGCCCAUCUUGGCGCCAGAGCCUCGGCCAAACUGCUGCGAGGCGCCGUCCCCGCGGUGCGUACCCUAUAUCUGUGCGUCGACUUCGAGCCUAUCCGUAACUCCGAAUCAAGGUACCUCCAAUCUCUGAGAAACCUCUACGAGUUCCUGAAGAGCACCGUUUACGAGAAACAUAGCUGUCUGCUUGACCCCCUAAAGGGAGCUGCCAACGUUCUAAGGCCAUUCGUUGAAAGACUUGCCAAACUGUCCUGCAUCGAAUCCUAGAUAUUCAAUACGUUUUUCAAUAUUGAAAUAAAUUCCGAGAGCCCAGCUCCUGCUCUAUUCGAAGCAAGCCAAAA
This is a messenger RNA of Drosophila obscura, 509 nucleotides long. Its product is annotated as accessory gland protein Acp53Ea-like. Bases 70 to 435 code for a protein of 121 amino acids. NCBI's taxonomy places the organism in Eukaryota, Metazoa, Arthropoda, Insecta, Diptera, Drosophilidae. The transcript is spliced from 2 exons. The record is from RefSeq and is a predicted model, not a curated record.